This is a messenger RNA of Orycteropus afer afer, 1571 nucleotides long. RefSeq names its product uronyl 2-sulfotransferase (gene UST). NCBI's taxonomy places the organism in Eukaryota, Metazoa, Chordata, Mammalia, Tubulidentata, Orycteropodidae. The record is from RefSeq and is a predicted model, not a curated record. Gene Ontology annotation, cellular component: membrane. Gene Ontology annotation, molecular function: sulfotransferase activity.
CUUCCCGGCGCGGGCAGGCUGUGCGAGGCGGCCGAGCGGGCGAUGAAGAAGAAGCAGCAGCAUCCGGGCGGCGGUGGCGCGGAUGCCUGGCCCCAUGGGGCCCCUCUUGCGGGCGCCCCUCCGGGCCCGGGCAGCUGGAAGCGCCGGCUCCCUCUGCCGCCUUUCCUGCGCUUCUCCCUCCGGGACUACGGUUUCUGCAUGGCCACCCUGCUGCUCUUCUGCCUGGGCUCCCUCUUCUAUCAGCUCGGCGGGGGACCCCCGCGCUUCCUGCUCGACCUGCGGCAGUAUUUGGGAAAUUCUACUUAUUUGGAUGACCAUGGGCCACCUCCUAGUAAGGUACUGCCGUUCCCGAGCCAGGUGGUAUACAACAGAGUGGGCAAGUGUGGGAGUCGUACUGUGGUCUUACUUCUGAGGAUCUUGUCUGAGAAGCAUGGAUUCAAUUUGGUCACUUCCGACAUUCACAACAAAACCAGGCUUACUAAAAAUGAACAAAUGGAGCUGAUUAAAAAUAUAAGUACUGCCGAACAGCCCUAUUUAUUUACUCGACAUGUUCAUUUCCUCAACUUCUCAAGGUUUGGAGGAGACCAGCCUGUCUACAUUAACAUCAUUAGAGACCCUGUCAACCGGUUCUUAUCCAACUAUUUUUUCCGUCGAUUUGGAGAUUGGAGAGGAGAACAGAAUCACAUGAUCCGCACCCCCAGCAUGAGGCAGGAGGAGCGCUACUUGGACAUCAAUGAGUGUAUUCUUGAGAACUAUCCUGAGUGUUCCAACCCCAGGUUAUUUUACAUCAUUCCGUAUUUUUGUGGACAGCAUCCCAGAUGCAGGGAGCCUGGUGAGUGGGCCCUCGAAAGAGCAAAACUGAACGUGAAUGAAAACUUCCUGCUUGUGGGGAUUCUUGAAGAGCUGGAAGAUGUGCUGCUUUUACUGGAGAGAUUUUUACCUCAUUACUUCAAGGGUGUGCUCGGCAUCUACAAAAACCCAGAGCAUAGGAAACUUGGAAACAUGACUGUGACUGUGAAGAAGACUGUCCCCUCUCCCGAGGCUGUGCAGAUCCUCUACCAGCGAAUGAGAUAUGAGUAUGAGUUCUACCACUACGUCCGAGAGCAGUUCCACCUGCUGAAGCGCAAGUUCGGACUGAAGUCUCACGUCAGCAAGCCCCCUCUGAGACCACAUUUCUUUAUUCCAACUCCACUGGAGACCGAGGAGCCAGCUGAUGAUGAGGAGCAAGAUGAUGAAAAGUGGUUACAAGAUAUUUAUAAAAGGUGAUGCAGUACUGUGUUGCCCCCCUGGCUUUAUCUCCCUUUCCAGAAAGUUUUUGUUUGGAGAAAAAAAAAAAAAAAAAUUCCUUAAGGAACUAAAUUAAUGCUUGGCUGCAUUAAAAAGAACAAAACAUUCCCACAUGUUGGGGUCAUUGGGAGAUGCCCGGUUUUGCGGGUUUUAUUUGUUUAAUUUUAUUAUGUGUUUUCCUUGGCUCCUUGGGUCCUUCCCAGGUAUAUUAGAUGGCUCUAUCACAAGGCAUCUUGUCAUAAAAUAACUGUUUUUUCCUGUAGUAUAGUGGGAGAGAGGGGGAG